GCGGCGUGGCGCAGCGUGGCGGCGCGAUGCGCGCGGAAGCGGCGCCGCAGCCCGGCGGCCUGGAGCGGUUCGCCAGCGCCGGCAAGGGCCGGGGGCUGCGGGCGCGGCGGCGCUACGCCCUGGGGGAGCUGCUCUUCAGCUGCCCGGCCUACGCGGCCGUGCUCACCGUCAGCGAGAGGGGCGGCCACUGCGACGGCUGCUUCGCCAGGAAAGAAGGAUUGUCCAAGUGUGGAAGAUGUAAACAGGCCUUUUACUGCAAUGUGGAAUGUCAGAAGGAAGACUGGCCAAUGCACAAGCUGGAGUGUUCCGCCAUGUGCGUUUUUGGGCAGAACUGGAAUCCCUCAGAGACCGUGAGGCUGACGGCAAGGAUCCUUGCCAAACAGAAAGCUCAUCCUGAAAGGACAGAAUCAGAGAAGUUUCUUGCUGUAAAAGAGUUUGAAUCACACCUUGACAAACUAGACAAUGAAAAGAGAGAGCUGAUUCAGAACGACAUUGCUGCUCUUCAUCACUUUUAUUCAAAGCACAUGGAGUUCCCUGACAAUGCUGCCCUUGUAGUUCUCUUUGCACAAGUUAACUGUAAUGGCUUCACAAUUGAAGAUGAAGAACUCUCUCAUUUGGGAUCAGCCAUAUUUCCUGAUGUUGCACUGAUGAACCAUAGCUGUUGCCCAAAUGUGAUUGUAACUUACAAAGGGACCUUGGCUGAAGUCAGAGCUGUUAAAGAGAUUGAGCCUGGAGAGGAGAUUUUUACCAGCUAUAUUGACCUCCUGUAUCCCACAGAAGAUAGAAAUGACCGGUUAAGAGACUCUUAUUUCUUUAACUGUGAUUGCAGGGAGUGCAUUACAAAAGAAAAGGAUAAAGAAAAACUGGAAAUCCGCAAGCUGAAUGAUCCUCCAUCAGCAGAGGCAGUAUGGGACAUGAUCAAAUAUGCCAGGAAUGUGAUUGAAGAAUUCAGGAGAGCCAAACACUACAAAUCUCCUACUGAAUUACUGGAGAUUUGUGAGCUUAGCCUGGACAAGAUGGGUGCAGUAUUUGAAGACAGUAAUGUUUAUAUGUUACACAUGAUGUACCAAGCCAUGGGUGUCUGUCUGUACAUGCAGGACUGGGAAGGUGCGCUGCGUUAUGGGCAAAAAAUUAUAAGACCAUACAGUAAGCAUUAUCCUUCCCACUCGCUGAAUGUUGCCUCCAUGUGGCUGAAAUUAGGGAGGCUGUAUAUGGCGCUGGAGAACAGAACGGCUGGAGUUAAAGCCCUAAAGAGGGCAAUUGGUAUCAUGGAAGUAGCACACGGGAAAGAUCAUCCAUACAUUUCAGAGAUCAAACAGGAAUUAGAGGAGCACUGAGCCUUUGAAUCUAUGCAAUCCUUCAAACCUUUAUUUAAAAAGCCUUGUUAUGGAAGCCUUCAGGAGUGCUUUGAAAAUUGGUAGCGUAUGAACACAUUUCUGUCCUAUAAUUGGAAUGACAAACACACUUAGACCUUGCAAGAUGUUUCUAGGUUCCAAAAAUCUGUGAUGCCUUUUAAAAGAAACUUUAUGGUUUCAUAUAGGGUAUGCAUUUUGACAAAUCAUGUGCAAAAAUGACUAAUUUUUCUUUAUGGAUUUUAAUGUGUAUCUAUCUUAUUUGUGUAAAGUAAAUAAAGUGGCCUGACCUCUCUUGCCUUUAGUUAUAUAUUUACAUGAAAGCAGUAGAUGUGUGAUGUCUACUUUUUCCACAGGUGUUUUAUUUAUUCUGGCUAAUUAUUAGCAAAAGCUGAUUUUUUUUUUGUUAAGUAUCAGGGAUCCAGUUUUGUUUGCAAUGGCUUAGCUCGGAGAAGGUUGGAGUGGGGUUGAUGCAUUCUGUGCCCCUUGCAAGAAAGCCACUACCUUUCUCUCAGCCGCUUAACCUGCAGGCCCAACACUGCUUCUGGCAGGUGGGAAUUCAUCUCCGUAAGGACCUAGAGCUCAGUGUGCAUUGCACAGAGAACGCCACCACCUAACUCAGAAGGACUGCACAAGGUAUAAACUGUAACGUCUGCCUUUUUAAUCCUGUCUGCAAGUUAGACUGAAUUUGUUAGAGGAGAGCCUCUGUUUCCUUACAGCAGUGGAUUAGAACUGUUCUAUUAGUUUGUUAGCAAUUACUCUUAAUUGAGGAACAAGAGCUUCUUCAGGGGAAAAAAAUCUAAAGGAACUUAGUUUUCUCUGCACAUACCAAAUGGGGGGGGGGGGAAGACUGCAGUGCCUUUCUGUUUUUUUGGUUUUUUAUUUAUUUUUUUUUCUCCUUCAGUUUAGAUCAGUGACAGGCAAUUGCUUUAAGGGAGAGAUGGCUGUAUACUUUCAGCACUAUACACAGUUGAAGCAUGUAGUUUAAAGCUACAUGACCAUUCCUUUCUGCUGUUAAAGCUUAUGAAGUUGGAUGAGGGAGAUAUAACACAUUGCUAUUGUUCGAGAACUUCAUAUGUUCUUUCUUGUAUCUACUUCUCUGAAAAUAAAAUUGCUAUAGAAUGA
Rhea pennata is the source of this 2477-nucleotide messenger RNA. It is a transcript of the gene SMYD2, whose product is annotated as SET and MYND domain containing 2. Gene Ontology annotation, molecular function: histone methyltransferase activity; protein binding; protein-lysine N-methyltransferase activity. Bases 27 to 1337 code for a protein of 436 amino acids. NCBI's taxonomy places the organism in Eukaryota, Metazoa, Chordata, Aves, Rheiformes, Rheidae. The transcript is spliced from 12 exons. Gene Ontology annotation, cellular component: nucleus. The record is from RefSeq and is a predicted model, not a curated record.